This is a messenger RNA of Nerophis lumbriciformis (worm pipefish), 2616 nucleotides long. The record is from RefSeq and is a predicted model, not a curated record. NCBI's taxonomy places the organism in Eukaryota, Metazoa, Chordata, Actinopteri, Syngnathiformes, Syngnathidae.
AUGCUGAAGAACCUGAUCUGUGCAGCCUCAGGCUAUGUUGAGCUUCCCUCAUCAAAACAACAUUGUCCUGCUUACCUGUGUUCUCUCUGUGAGCCACCAGGGGACAGAGUUGGCUUUUACCUCAACCUUCUGUCAACCUGUCACACUGUUACCCUUGCUCUCUUUUCUACUGCUCUGCUUUCUCCUACCUCCUGGCCCACACAGGCCCACCUGGACUCCCACUCAGCUGUCUCCCUCCAUGGGCCGGGGGGGGAGUUGCCGGGGGUCCUGGAAGUGGACCCCCAACCAAUUCAGCUUGUCACAGCUAGGGGAGAGAAAUCCACUCACUUCGAUGCAUCCACUCUCACAGACCUCUGUGCAGAUCUGCCAGAGUUGGAGAUAGUGAGCCUCCUGUCAGAGGGUCAGCCAAACUACACUCUCCGAGCAGACUGUGUAUUUGGCUAUGACAAUGACGACUGGCUGCACACUCCUCUGCUGCAGCCAGAGGUCGUCCUUGGCCUCACUCACCAGCAAAUUGAAGAGACAUUCAAGUACUUCUUGCUGUGCUCAGACAGAGUUGGCCAAGUCACCAAGACAUAUCAUGACAUUAAGGCAGUUACACACCUAUUGGAGGAGAAAGAGCGCGAUCUUGAGUUAGCAGCACGGAUUGGUCAGUCGCUCCUGAAACAAAAUCAAGAACUGACUAGUCGAAAUGGAUUACUGGAUGAACAGCUAGAAAGUGCAAAGGAGGAGAUUGCUCAACUGCGUCAUGAGCUUUCAAUGCGAGAUGACCUCCUUCAGUUCUAUGCAAGCACUGAGGAGAUAGAAAAUGCUGAAUCACACUCACCAAUUAAAAGAAAUGAAUCAAGCAGUUCUCUAAGCAACUUUGUCCAUUAUGACUUCAUGCAGCAGAAACUGAAAUGUUUAGAGGACGAGAACCGCAAACUUCGAUUGGAGGCAAAUGAGCUCUGCACAGAGACGACCAAUUAUGAGGAACAAGAGCAGGAGCUGAUGAUGGUUUGUGUGGAAGAGCUAUCCUCAGUCAACAAGCAAGUAGUCGACCUAUCAGAUGAGCUAGCGCGCAAAGUAGAAGACUCUUUUCGGCAGCAAGAGGAAAUUAGCUCACUUCUUGCUCAGAUUGUUGACCUACAGGCCCGCUGCAAACGUCUAACUAACGAGAACGAGGAGCUGAAUCAACAUCUGAGUGCCUCCCGUGAGAAUAAUCUGAUACUAGAGUCAGAGCUCAGGGACCUGCGAGACAAGUACUCGCAGUGUGAGGACAUGCUUCACGAGGCUCGGGAGGACAUAAAAAAUCUUCGAAAUAAGAGUCUGCCCAACAGCACGGUUCAGCGUUACACUGCUUUGGCCUCUGUUCUCCCCAUGGACAGCUUGGCAGCAGAGAUAGAGGGCACCUUCCGCAAAGGUUUGGACACUCCAGCGUCGUCAGAUUACAAGACCCACCCGAGACGUGUAUUUGAAACGGUGCGAGUUGUGAACAGGUCAGUGAGGCUGCGCUCUCUGUGCCAUUCGCCGGGACUUCCAGGUUCAAGCCCGGUGUCAGUCCGCUCCAGCUGUACCAGCACGCCUCGCACCAGUUACUACGGCUCUGAUAACGCCAGUUUCACACUGGAGGACAAGCCCAGUGCUAGUCCGGCCCAGAAAGACGAUUUGAGGUGUCUUGAGCCAAAGCGUUUGGGCCAACCAGGCACUCCUGGAGGGCAGGACCUUGAAGCGGCCUUGCGCAGUUUGUCAGCCCGCCAGGAGAACCAUUUUUCUGAGCGGCCUUUCUUUGAUGUGGAGCGCGAGCGCAAACUACGUGCCUUGGCAGCAAACAGCGAGGAGGACGAGCGUUCUAGUGGCUUCUUGACACCGAAUGACAGCCUUGCCUCUAGCCUAGGCGCAUCAAACAGCACCAACUACUCCAAUGGAAGCUCUCGUCACUCCUGUGACUCAUCAAGUUCGAGGUCAUACCUGCCCGACCGCCUACAGAUUGUCAAACCUCUUGAAGGUUCUGUAACUCUGCACCAAUGGCAGCAGCUGGCCAAACCAAACCUAGGGGGCAUCCUCCACCCUCGUCCCGGAGUCCUGACAAAGGACUUCAGGGAGCUUGAAGUGGAUAUCCAGCAUGUGUAUAGUCUGAAUGACCUGGAGGAGGAUGAGCCUGACCUGUCGCUGCUUUCAGGAACUCACAGCAUGGGUCCCAACCAUCCUCAGACCUCUCCAACUCCCACUAUUACCACCUGUCAAGUCCCUCGACUCUCCCCCUCAUUCCCGUUUAGCCAUCACUCUAUCGGCCUGCCAUUUCGUCCGAACUGUGAGCACGGGAACCCUUCCCACGUUUCCGGCCAGCAAUACUUUGGAUUUAAAGACUCCCCCGCCACAAACAUAAGCUGGUCAUCACCAGGACUCCUGCAGCUGCUUAAAGAACGUGGUAUCUCCGCCUCUUUCUCGCCCCGCCAACACAUCCACAACACAGAGCCCGGGCUAGCCAUCGACAGAGGCGGGGUCUCGCGCACGAGCCCGGGCGGGAAUGGAAACGUUUUCAGCUUGAACUUGGUGGAAAAGCUUCAGAGUCUCAGGCUCCACAGAGUGGCCGCUCGGGGCAUGACAAAUCCUGAUGACAAAGUCUCCACCUGA